Molecule: messenger RNA, 1213 nt
Organism: Triplophysa dalaica
Lineage: Eukaryota; Metazoa; Chordata; Actinopteri; Cypriniformes; Nemacheilidae
Gene: swsap1
Product: SWIM-type zinc finger 7 associated protein 1
Exons: 2
Coding region: 139-981 (280 amino acids)
Biological process (GO): double-strand break repair via homologous recombination
Cellular component (GO): Shu complex
Molecular function (GO): single-stranded DNA binding
Source: RefSeq, a predicted model, not a curated record
UCUUACGUCAUAAAGUGGGCGGGCCGAAUCGAAGAUCGCGGGAGAGGGAACUUCAGCAUGUUUCUCCGGAUGAGUCAUGUUUACGUUAAAAAAUCAAGAAAAAUAUUAAUGCUAAAUGCAGUUUUAAUAUAAAUAGCUAUGGCUGAUAUUUUAGAAGUCGUUUUCAGGCGGUUUGCAUCGGGACCUUUAACGCGCGAUGUGAGAUUUCCCCCGGAUGUAGAGAGCAACACUGUAGUGCACGGUGACCGAGACAGCAGCAGAUGUUUGUUGUUUCUAGCGGCGGUGACAGCGGCUACAGAUCUGGGGCUUAAAGUUGUGUUUUUCACACAGACACCUUUUGAGUCUUUACAGGUUUCUUUGAGGGGGUCAAUACCGGGACUCAAACUAGAGGCUCUUAAGAAUGUCAAGUUUGUGUACGCAAAAACGUUGGAGGAGUUCCUCGAGGACGUAGCGUCCCUCCACGAGCUGGACUCGCCUCCCUCACUGAUAAUUGUGGACGAUCUUGAGCGGUAUUUGCACCGGCCGAUAGGUGGACCCUUGCAGGACGAUCUGAGCCCUGUGGCCCACGUGGCGGCCCUCCUGCAUGACACUGCGGCUUUUCUUACACAGAUCCUGCACGGCAGAGGAGAGAAUAAGGGAUCCUGCAGGUUCAUAGUCUCCUUUUAUCCUGAAUGUGAUGGCGGCGAAACGCAGGCCGCAGAUCUUCUCCUCUCUGUACUGGAACGCUACCUGCAGGUGCGGUGCACCUUGGAGGAGGCAAGGGGUGGUGGGGUGACAGGGCAGAGGGAGUGGCGGGUGUAUCUGUCAGCCACACGUCCUCUGCAGGACCAGUGGUGCGUUCAGGCACGGCAGUGGUGUUUGGUUGUGCGUCCGAGCGGUGCGGUGGAGUUUCGUCCAGUCAUUGAUGUAGAACAAGAGAUUCCAGAAGAGCAGAAGAUCAGCAGAGAGGAUGUGGAGACAGAUAAUAAACAUUUGAACUAAUCCAAGAUCUGUAUUUCGCAGUUGUAAGGUCACUCAGAGGUCAUACUUGACCAAGUAAAAGGGUCAGCUUUUCUUGACUUCAUUUUGAGUUUAAACGAAAUCUACACAACGGUACAAAAUAAUUCGGAAUUCAGUAUUUAUUUUGUAAGGAAGACAAUUUAAUGUUUAAAGCUUACAUAUGUGUAAAGUGUGAAAGAGACAUGUCAUUUAAAAAUAAAAACACUAAACAGUC